Molecule: messenger RNA, 883 nt
Organism: Melampsora larici-populina 98AG31
Lineage: Eukaryota; Fungi; Basidiomycota; Pucciniomycetes; Pucciniales; Melampsoraceae
Exons: 5
Coding region: 1-654 (217 amino acids)
Source: RefSeq, a predicted model, not a curated record
AUGCGCAGCUCUCAACUGCGACUUGACUUAUCUCCCACGUUUCACAGAUCGGGAGGAUCUAAGCAGUCCUUUUUUGACCUGCCAGCUCAACUGUUAUUUCAAAAACCAACCGGCUCCAAAAGAUGCGCCAGUUAUGCAGGUUUCUCUGAAGAUGACAAGAAGAAGGUGAAACUUGAACCAAUCUCUCCCUCUGGUUUGGGCAAAACAAUCUGUCUGUCUUCAGAUCCCCCGUCUGGUGCUUUUCCUUGGUCUCAAGAAUGUAAAGUCAAGAUUAAAACCAAACCAGGCUUGCCCUCAAAGGGUAUCACGAUUGUGAUCUCCUCAGAUCCCCCAUCACCUAGCCACAUCGACUCCUCUCAAGAUACCAAGAAAGGCAAUGAAACUCAAGGAGAUUAUGAAAUUUAUCGAUCCAAUACUCCUGGCGACUCAGAGGGCCAAGAUCGAGCUCAUGCUGAGGCCUUAGAGCGCUUUUUGAUUGAUUGCAAUGUUCCACCAAAAGACGAGACGACCAGGAUGAUCCUUGAACGUGCAGCUUUGCAUCUCGUCAGCGAAGCGAUGGACCGUGUCAAUGAACUCAAGAAGGAAACCGACGAGCUUCAAGAUGAAGAUUCUGGGGAUUCCAUUUCAAGUCGUCCCCAAUCCCCCGAAUUCUAAUCGCUCAUUCCAAUUCGGGGGAUGUGUCUUUAGUAAAUCAUAACCCUGUCUUCCUAUUCGCUGCUCCCUCAUGUAUGUGUUUCAGAAGAAUCCCUGUGUUUAUACCCUCUGCUCCAUCUUUGUACGAUGUCGCAGAAGACUUUUGUGUUUUUUUUUUGUCAUGCUGCUCCCUAUUUGUAUGAUUUCGCAAAGUCGCAAACCAAUAUAAACAUGAAUGAUUUUACUUGCC